This is a messenger RNA of Exophiala viscosa, 1600 nucleotides long. RefSeq names its product hexose transporter. Gene Ontology annotation, cellular component: membrane. Gene Ontology annotation, molecular function: carbohydrate:proton symporter activity. The transcript has 8 exons. Gene Ontology annotation, biological process: carbohydrate transport; transmembrane transport. Bases 1 to 1530 code for a protein of 509 amino acids. The record is from RefSeq and is a predicted model, not a curated record. NCBI's taxonomy places the organism in Eukaryota, Fungi, Ascomycota, Eurotiomycetes, Chaetothyriales, Herpotrichiellaceae.
AUGGCUUUCCUGAAAGCUGGCUCAAGUUCCACGGUGAACUUGGCCUUACUUUUGUGGUGCUCCAGCAUCUUGUCCACUGUACUUGGCUACGAUGCUUCUGUUAUGUCCGGUUUGAACAUCCUGCCGUCGUACACUGACUAUUUUCACUUGAAUACUGCGACUUUUGCUCUUCAAUCCUCCAUUGGAUGGGCCGGUACAGCAGCUGCCGGAAUCUUCUACGGUCAAAUCACGGACUGGCUGGGACGAAAGAAGGCUAUGUGGAUGAGUGCCGUCAUCACACUCGUCGGCGUCAUCUUGCAAGCAGCAGCACAAAAUGUCGGCAUGUUCAUGACGGCUCGUUUCAUUGUUGGCCUGGGGAAUGGUGCAGUUUACCUCUGUGGACCGGUCUACCUUGCCGAGACUUUGACACUGGAAUGGCGAGGAGUUGGUCUAGGAAUCUUCAUGGCAUUCUUUUAUGUCGGUGGUUUGCUCGCAGCGGGUAUCACAUACGGCACCGCAAGUAUGUCAUCUACAUGGGCAUGGCGGCUGCCUUCGGCUCUGCAGGGUGUCUUGACAAUCAUCUCUGUGGUGGUGUUGCCGUUACUCCCUGAGAGUCCUCGAUGGCUCAUAUAUCGUGGUCGCCAUGAAGAAGCUCUUUCCAUCAUCGCAGCGACCUAUGCUAACGGCAACCGAGAAAAUCCUGUUGUCCUUACUACGUACAAGGAGAUUUGCGACACACUUGAGCAUGAAGUGGAUGACGGUCAACACCUGAGUCCAUUUGAACUUCUGAAGGGCAAACAAAAUUUGAGAAGAUUGAUGCUGUGUGUCUCCGUCGCUGUUAUCACUAUGGUCUCAGGAAACAACAUCAUCAGUUUCUACCUGGGAAUCAUGCUGGACAACGCCGGGAUCACGAACACAACAACUCAACUGCAGAUCAACAUCAUUUUGAAUGCGUGGUGUCUCUUAUGUGCGCUCGCGGGCACUUUUUCUCUCGAUAAAGCGGGACGAAAGCCUCUGGCCAUUGCAUCGUGUGUGGCCAUGACAAUUUUCAUCUUCCUCGUGGGAGCUUUGACAAAAGUCUAUGGAUCGAGUAGUAAUCAAUCCGGGAUAUACGGUACUGUUGCCCUCAUCUUCCUGUUCCAAGGUGCAUACAGUGUGGCCUGGACUCCCUUGGCCAUGCUUUAUCCUCCAGAGGUGCUCAACUACUCGGUCCGCUCGAGCGGUAUGGGUGUAUAUACAUUCUUGACGAAUGGAUUUGGGUUGAUGGUGACCAUGUCCUUCCCGUAUGCUCUUGAUGCCAUUGGCUGGAAGACCUACAUGAUCAAUGGAGCAUGGGACGUUCUCCAGAUCGUGUUCGUUGCCGUUUUCUGGGUCGAAACUAAAGGCAGGACCUUGGAAGAGAUUGAUGCAAUCUUUGGAGCCUCGCACAUUAUGGGCGUACCACAGCUUCGAGAAGUGAUGGAAGGCGUUGAACCUGGUCUCACUCUUCGCGACGGGAAGGAGGUUGUGGCUGCCGAGACCUCACUCACAGCAAGUCCAAGCAAAGUGUGAAACAACAAGUGCGAUUAACCAGAUUAUGUCGAGCCUGGUGGGAAUUACUAGCAUUUCGUGGAGUUCAGAC